Triplophysa rosa is the source of this 2601-nucleotide messenger RNA. It is a transcript of the gene got2a, whose product is annotated as glutamic-oxaloacetic transaminase 2a, mitochondrial. Lineage: Eukaryota; Metazoa; Chordata; Actinopteri; Cypriniformes; Nemacheilidae. Bases 82 to 1368 code for a protein of 428 amino acids. The transcript has 10 exons. Gene Ontology annotation, molecular function: pyridoxal phosphate binding; L-aspartate:2-oxoglutarate transaminase activity. Gene Ontology annotation, biological process: biosynthetic process; L-aspartate catabolic process. Gene Ontology annotation, cellular component: mitochondrion. The record is from RefSeq and is a predicted model, not a curated record.
UGGAGGCGCUAUAAACCAUUAGCUCUACAGCACACAAAUUCAAGUAACCAGGCAGUGUUGUGUUUGUCUUUCCUUCGAGCAAUGGCCCUGCUGACGUCCAGCAAGAUUUUGACUAGUAUCGGGGCUCAGGCCCCUGCUUUAGGAGCCCUGCAGCUCCGUGCGAGUUCAUGGUGGUCGGAGGUACAGAUGGGACCCCCUGAUCCCAUUCUGGGGGUCACUGAGGCUUUCAAACGUGACACCAACCCCAAGAAGAUGAACCUUGGAGUAGGAGCUUACCGAGAUGAUCAGGGCAAACCUUAUGUCCUCAGCUGUGUCCACAAGGCUGAGGCCCAGAUUGCAGCUAAGAAGUUGGAUAAAGAGUACCUUCCUAUUGGAGGUUUGGCCGACUUUUCGAAGGCCUGCGCUCAGCUGGCUCUUGGCCCUGAUAAUGAGGUCCUAAAGAGUGGAAGAAGCAUUACUGUCCAGACUAUCUCUGGAACCGGAUCUCUGCGUGUCGGGGCUAACUUUGUGUCUCGAUUUCACAACGCGGCCCGGGAUGUGUAUCUCCCAAAACCCUCCUGGGGAAACCACACGCCUAUCUUCCGGGAUGCAGGCAUACAGUUAAAGGCUUACACCUACUAUGACCCAAAAACCUGUGGCUUUGACUUCAAAGGAGCCUUGGAUGAUAUUUCAAAAAUCCCUGAGAAGAGUUUGAUCGUCCUGCACGCGUGUGCUCAUAAUCCCACAGGAGUGGACCCGAGGCCCGAGCAGUGGAAAGAGAUGGCUGCUGUGAUCAAGAAAAGAAAUCUCCUGGUGUUUUUUGACAUGGCUUACCAGGGAUUUGCCAGCGGGGACAUUGAUCGUGAUGCCUGGGCUGUGCGUUAUUUCAUUGAACAAGGGCAUAAUGUUAUUCUUUCUCAGUCUUUUGCUAAGAACAUGGGCCUGUAUGGUGAACGUGUAGGGGGGUUCACAGUGGUUUGUAAAGAUGCUGAAGAGGCCAAGCGCGUAGAAUCGCAGCUGAAGAUUCUUAUACGACCCAUCUACUCCAACCCACCCAUGAACGGAGCGCGUAUUGCCUCCACGAUUCUCAACACGCCCGAGCUGUACAAAGAAUGGCUUGAGGAGGUGAAAGGCAUGGCGGACCGCAUCAUAAGGAUGAGAGAGAUGCUUGUGUCUAACCUUAAGAAGGAGGGGUCCACUCACAACUGGCAGCAUGUCAUUGAUCAGAUUGGCAUGUUUUGCUUCACAGGACUAAAACCGGAACAGGUGGAGCGUCUGACUAAAGAAUUUUCUAUAUACAUGACGAAAGAUGGCCGUAUUUCUGUGGCUGGUGUGACCUCUGGAAAUGUGGGAUAUCUUGCGCAUGCCAUCCACGCUGUCACGAAGUAACACCGGCAUCUGAGGCUCUAGUGCCAGCAGACAGAGGGUUCAUUAGAAAUGCAUAAGCAAAAAGUAAUUUAUAUGAUUUAAAGUCCUCUGCUGCCUAUACUUUAGGACCAGAUGUGAAAUAGGGCUCAUGUAUAGACUUACAGUUCACUUGAUUUGGCAUAAGUAAUGUUAAUUAAAGACAGUCAAUUUGAGCCCCUUGAUGAACUAAAGCAAGAUUCUUGUUUUUAAACUCCUUUCAAAAUGUUUCAAAACGUAAAUGUUCAGUUAACCUUGUGUGAAAUUCAUGUUUUUGCAGUUUAAGAUAAAUAACUUUGUAAACCAGAGUAUUCAAACCUAAAUUUCUAAUCAUAGUGAAAUGACUGAAAAGAGUCUUGAAGAAUUCUUGAAGGACUGUAACCGGUUUAUGUUGUUAAUUUCAUCUGGUGGUGGUGGCUGUGCUAUUGCACUCUUUUUUUAAUCUGAUGAAUCGACAACACGGGACUCUUGAAAAGCAGCAUACUGUUCUUGGCCAUAUUUAGUUGUACAAGGCACUCAUUUCAUGAUGGGAAGUUGCUAUGUAGGCUCGCUACAAAUAAUGAACCACAGUAUGUGCUCUAACUGUGUUAUUAUGUAACUGAUUGUAAAGUUAUGUUACUUAUGUCUAGUAUCACCCAGUGUCACAUAAAUAAUGGCAGUACACAUUAGUAUUGUGCUCUAAUUUUGUCCUGGCUUAUGAAAUUAAAAUGUAUUUAUAAGUUCACAAAUUGUCAAUGCACAUGUCAUGUCGUUAUUAUCUAUGGACAAAUUAUGAUUCGUUUUAGAAUUAAAAUCCCUUUUGACACAAACUGUAACUGAUAUUACAGUGACAAAUAAUUCUUUAUGGAAAGCUUUACACGUUCAGUCGUAUGGGUGUUGAUGCAUCCAAUAAAUCUAUUGUCUGCUUAACUGGCCUACCUAAGGUUGUCAUCAACUAAAUAUUGGGAACUAGGUAUUAAUUUAGCUAAAACAGGUUGUGAUCAAGUUACUCUUCCAGUUCACUGUUUGUUGUAUUGAGUCUCAUUUAGCCUAAAACAAUGAUUUUUGAAAAACAGUUUGAAUAUCGAUAUAUUUGCAUUUUAUUCUUAAAGUAAAUAGUUUAUUACAUUUUUACCAGGACAAAUGUCAUCUGUUUAAAAAGGAAAUGUCACAAGGGGUAUGAGUCUUGCAUUUCAACAAUAAACCAACAAAGGUGUUUUGUGUGUGUGAUUUGUGCGU